AUGCCCAGCUCGAAACCCCCGCACUUCCUUGACUUCUGGGGUGUGGAGAGGGCGACGGCCAGAAACCCAAAUGCCAGCGCUGUGAAAAGACCGGGUCCUCAUGCCUCUGGCAGGGCUCACCUUCGGGAUUUCGCCAUGGCUCCAGUGCCAGUGCCCGGUAUGAUUUCGCCGAUGACCAGCCUUGGUUGCCCAUCGGUCAAGGUGCGUUGA
Molecule: messenger RNA, 210 nt
Organism: Penicillium cosmopolitanum
Lineage: Eukaryota; Fungi; Ascomycota; Eurotiomycetes; Eurotiales; Aspergillaceae
Exons: 2
Coding region: 1-210 (69 amino acids)
Source: RefSeq, a predicted model, not a curated record